GCAACACUCAAACCUGAAGAUCGUUAUGCAUGUACAGCGAGUAUUAAAGCCAGUGAGGAGAAGAGUGACGAUGUUUACCCUGAAUGUACAGUGGCUGUGUCUAAACCACACCUGUAAUGGAACAUCUGUCAUGCUGAGGUGUGACGGGGGAAACCCUGUGAAUGUGAACAUGACGUGGAGUCGUAACGGAAACAAACUGCCAGGACAGACUAACUGUAAGUCGCUCUGGAUAAGAGCGUCUGCAUAAUGACAAAAAAUGUUUAAAAAAUGACAGACAGAUGCAACUUUGACCGUAACCAAGGCAACGCUCAAACCUGAAGACCGUUAUGCAUGUACAGCGAGUAUUAAAGCCAGUGAGGAGAAGAGUGACGAUGUUUACCCUGAAUGUACAGUGCUCUUGUUUGGGAUGGAGCUAUGGCAGAUAGUGUUGAUUCUGUCUGGCGGAGGUGGUCCGCUCCUCAUCAUCACCAUCAUCACCUUGGUGUGGGUCUGCAGGAGUCGCCUAGAAGAGGAGGAGGAGAUGAGACUGGCCCCCCUCACCCAGCCCACACGCCAAGCAUCCCUCCACCACCAACAAAGGGCCCAAAGCCGACCCCGGCCCCAGAACAGAGCUGCGUCUCAGGCCACACCAAACUUCGGACCUCAGGUUUGACCCAGGCCUCCACAGCAAGCACCAGAUGAUGCUCAGAUUCAGCUCAUACCAAUGCCCAGGCGGGGCCAGGGUGCUUGUAGAGGUGCAGUCUGGCCCUCUGUAUCGUGUGAUUGGCUACCCUAUCUCCAUCUCCUGCAACGUGAGUGGCUUCUCUAACCCGUUGGCCCAUCAGGACUUCAGAUUCUCCAUCUACAAGCCAAACAAACCCACCCUUGAGAUCCGGAUCAUCAGCACAGAUGACAAAAGUUAUGCCAUGGCGGUGUACGGUACCCGCGUCAGGGAAAGUGGCAUCUCUCUGGAGCGCCUUUCAGUGACCUCGGUCCUCUUCCACGUGAAGAGUCUGGAGGAGGGGGACGAGGGCGAGUACGAGUGCUACACCCCAAACUCAGAAGCCGUAUAUGACGGGACGUACAAUGCAAAGAUCACAUUGAAGGUGAUCAAGGACACCCUUACCACCUCCUCCACUGGCCCCGUCUCCUUUAGCCUAUCAGAGGGUGACGACCUAACCCUGCAAUGUCUCGCCUCCAGCAACACCUUCCAGCACACCCACCUGUCCAUCACCUGGUAUCACCAUGGAGACGGGGAGGCCUCGCCCCGCCCCAUCAUCUCUCUGGACCGUGAUUUGACGGUGAGUCCGGGUCAGGGGUUUGAGGGUCGGUACCAGGCAGGGCUCAUUGUUCUGGACAAGCUGGAGGAGGCCACCUACAGGCUGAAGAUGGCCAGGAUUGAGCUGUCCGAUGCGGGGAGGAUCUACUGCCAGGCCCAGGAGUGGAUCCAAGACCCAGACCGGAGCUGGUACCCAAUCGCCCAAAAAGACGCACAGGCAACCACAUUGGAGGUCAAAGCCAUAGUGGUGGCUCCAGACCAGGGCUCUGGUUCUAUGGUGGUGAGUAUGACUGUGCACAAAACACAGCUCCAGGAGGGGGAGGAGCUAUCCUUGCAGUGCAUUGUGGACGCAAAGGGCCCGGUGGGUCGGUUCUUCUCAGUGGCCUGGGUCAAGGACAACCAGGAGCUGGCCCAGAUUGGGCCCACGGGGGUCCUGUCUGUGGGGCCGGAGUACAGUGGGCGAAAGAGAGGGGGUGAGCUGAGAGCUGUGCGGACGGGGGAGAAGACACACCUGCUCACCCUGCGGCCCGUCAGAACCCAGGACCAGGGAGCGUACCACUGCAGGGCCUGGCCACAGGAGAGGGAUGGGAAUGGGGUCUUCACACAGGGAUCCAGCCAGGAGUCCACCACCGAGACUAUCACCAUCACAGCUACAGAAAGUGAUUUGGCUGUUGCCAUGGAGAGCCAACAGGUGAGUGUUGACGAAGGGGACACGCUACAACUCACCUGUAGAGUGAGCGGAGUCAACGGUCAGCUCUCCAUCACCUGGCAACACAGAUCAGCCUCAAUGGCAACCGGCCCCUUCAGUGAUGUUAUCAGCCUGAGCCGGGUGGGUGUGCUAGAACCGGGGCCAGAGUUUGGGAAGCGGAAUCUUCGUACACUCCGUCCCACAGCAGACACAUUCACCCUGGAGCUGGGUGAGGUCACGCCCUCUGAUGCAGGAGCCUAUCAGUGCACCGUCUCUGAGUGGACCACGGAAGCCAAUGGCAACGCCAAGAAAACCCACAGCCAAACACAGAACUGCAGCGUAGAGGUCCAUCCCGUGGAGUCUCUGCUGAAGGUGGACCUGAGUAGUCGUGGUGUCCAGGUGACAGAGGGGGGUGAGGUGGAGCUGGUGUGUCGGGUUCGAGGGCCCUCCCUCCCGGUUACUGUAACGUGGAGCCUGCAGCGUGAGGGGCCGUCUGCCCCGGACAACAUCCUGACCCUGUCGUACACUGGUGACAUCACGUGGCGUGGCGACCAGAGUAACUACCAGUUGAGGGCGACCACCGGGAAGAGGGAUGUUCGUUACUACCUCCGUAUCAUCAAAGCGAGCCACAGGGAGGCGGGGCGCUACCAGUGUGUGAUCUCAGCGUUUCUGCAAGGGAGACACAGGAAGCUGCAGAACUCCAACCCGCUGGGUGUGCUGGUCCAGACUCCAGAGAGUGUACUCACCUUGUCCUCUAGCUCCUCCCGUCUGGAUCAGAGUGUCAACACAGACAUACAGAUGGAAUGCUCCGUUGCCAAAGCAACCUCUAACUCAUCCCGCUUCGCUGUCAGCUGGUUGGCCCAGAAGAACGGGGAGGGGAAUAAGACAGUCCUCAGCUCAGACCGUGAUGCUGUGAUAACGCUAGGGGUGGGAUUAGACACACAACAGCGAAUCAGCAUGAGAAGACGUGAGGGGCGGAGCUUCGAGCUGACCAUUCGACAGGCCCGUAGCUGGGACAAUGGGACGUACUACUGCGUGGUGGAGGAGUGGCUACAGGAUCCUCACGGCCAAUGGUACAAGCUCCCGCCCUCUUCUGCAGCCAUGGAACUCCGCCUACAAGAGACAGUGAGUGACCUCAGUGUUAACAAAACAGAUCUGGAGAUGGAGGUCAGACAGGGGGCGGGGGUGGAGCUGACUUGCACUUUGACCUCUGGUGCUUCUGACCCCGCCUCUCUCUACGCCCUCACCUGGUUCUACAUGAGGCGUGGCUCUUCCUCCUCUCCCAGGGUUCCCCUGGUGAUUCUGGGCCGUGAUGGUGUCCUGAUGUACCCUGAGAACCAGGACAACCAGGGGCUACAGGACCAGAAGGGGAGGCUGAUAUUCUCCAGACCCACUCAUGGUACCUUUCUGCUGGGUCUGCAGAGAGCUCUUCAGGGUGACAGUGGAGUCUACCAGUGCCAAGUGGACCAGUACAAGCUCAGUCAUGACGGCAACUGGGAACAGACCGCUUCAGACCAAUCAGGCACAGCUGACCUCACUGUAAAACCAAUAGUGAGUGACCUCAGUGUUAACAAGACAGAUCUGGAGAUGGAGGUCAGACAAGGGGAGGGGGUGGAGCUGACUUGCACUUUGACCUCUGGUGCUUCUGACCCCGUCUCUCUCUACGCCCUCACCUGGUUCUACAUGAGGCGUGGCUCUUCCUCCUCUCCCAGGGUUCCCCUGGUGAUUCUGGGCCGUGAUGGUGUCCUGAUGUACCCUGAGAACCAGGACAACCAGGGGCUACAGGACCAGAAGGGGAGGCUGAUAUUCUCCAGACCCACUCAUGGUACCUUUCUGCUGGGUCUGCAGAGAGCUAUUCAGGGUGACAGUGGAGUCUACCAGUGCCAAGUGGACCAGUACAAGCUCAAUCAUGACGGCAACUGGGAAUUUAGUGCCACCGAGCAAUCAGGAACAACCAACCUCACUGUACGACGACCAAUAGAAGAUGAGUCUGAGUUGCUGUCUGAUCUAGGAUGCGCCCCUGGAUCAGUUCUAGGCAUCUUCCUCCCUCUUGUCUGUAUCCUGGCGAUUCUCGUCAUGGUGCUGUCAAUCAAGCUGAUGCGGCGGGGCUUAGCGGGAAACAAGAAACAGGCAGACUCUCUGUGGGCGGAGGAAAACCCACUGAAGCCACGCCCAGAAGACUGAGCACAGAGGAGAGGAGAGAAGGGAAACAGAGAGAGGAUGAGUAGAUAGGAGGAAGAGUACAUAAGUGAGGAGAAGACAUGAAGGGAGAAAAGGAGAAGAUGUGGGAUGGAGAGGGAUGAUAAGAGUGGGAAGGGGGGAUAAGUGAGAGAACAGGAAAGGAGAUAGGGGGAGAGGGCAGAAUGAGCGCUUUUUAAAAUGUUCAUGUGAUUGAUUUUUGGUUCCAAGCAUGCUUUUUACUUGUUUAAACAAUAAUACAUUGUAGAAUAAUAGU
Messenger RNA from Coregonus clupeaformis (lake whitefish), 4401 nucleotides. Its product is annotated as immunoglobulin superfamily member 3. The record is from RefSeq and is a predicted model, not a curated record. Bases 678 to 4130 code for a protein of 1150 amino acids. The transcript has 13 exons. Lineage: Eukaryota; Metazoa; Chordata; Actinopteri; Salmoniformes; Salmonidae.